Molecule: messenger RNA, 3306 nt
Organism: Scatophagus argus
Lineage: Eukaryota; Metazoa; Chordata; Actinopteri; Scatophagidae
Gene: klhl38a
Product: kelch-like family member 38a
Exons: 3
Coding region: 1-1752 (583 amino acids)
Molecular function (GO): protein binding
Source: RefSeq, a predicted model, not a curated record
AUGGCCUGUAGACCACAAGACGUUUUCUCUUUCAAAGACUCAGAACAUCCCUCCCACCUGCUAGCCCAGCUUAACAUCCUUCGACAAGAGCGUAUCCUGACAGAUGUCCUGCUCUGCACGGAGCACCAGGAGAUCCCCUGCCACAGGAACGUCCUGGUGUCCAGCAGCCCAUAUUUCCGUGCCAUGUUCUGCAGCAACUUUCUGGAGAGCAGUCAGGCCCGAGUGAAUCUGAAGGGAAUCUCUUCAAAUGUCCUCAGUGGCAUCAUGGACUAUGUCUACACAGGCUGUAUCACUAUCACAAUGGAGAUUGUGCUUCCGCUCAUGCAGGCUGCUUCCAUGCUGCAGUAUGGAGGUCUUUUUGAGGCCUGUUCCAUGUUCCUCCAGGAGCAGCUAAGUCCAGAAAACUGUCUGAGCAUGAUACGACUCUCUGAGAUCCUUCACUGUGAGAGUUUGGGGGAGAGGGCAAAGGAGAUGGCUGUGAGGUGUUUCUCUGAUGUAGCUGCCACAGAGGACUUCUGUGAGUUGUCCCUUCCUGAGCUCAUGUGUUACCUAGAAGAUGACCGGCUUUGUGCCGAGGAGGAGCAAGUGUUUGAGACCCUCCUUGCAUGGAUCCACCAUGAUCCAUUCUCACGACGCGGUGCAAUCCAUGAUCUCUUCAAGAAAGUCCGUCUUCGCUACAUCCAUCCAACUUAUCUCUUCCAGUUUAUUGCCAAUGAUCCACUGGUGCAGUCCUCCACACUGUGUACUGAGAUAAUCGAGUCAGUGCGUCGCCUCAUGCUUACGGUCAGCACCAAGUGUAGCAGAGAGCUCAAGCCACUUUGGACCACACCUCGACGUUACACCUGCAGAGAAACACUGGUGGUGGUUGGAGGACGCAAAAACAAUGAACAGACCUCACGAGAAGCCCUCCUGUAUGAUGAAAGGACUCAUCGUUGGCAGUGGUUGGCUAAGCUCCCUCUGCGCCUCUACAAAGCUGCAUAUGUGUGUAUUCAUAGCAUCCUUUAUGUUGUUGGUGGGCUCAGCCUCUGCAUGACAUCAGGUGAGAGCUCAGUGAGCGCAACAGUUUACACGCUCUCCCUGAAGACCAACCAGUGGCGGACUGCUGAGCCCAUGUUGGAGCCACGAUACGCACACCAAAGUGUGUCCUAUCUGCACUUUAUUUUUGUGUUAGGAGGCAUUGGGGUUGACAAGAGAAUCUCCCAGUCAGUAGAGAGAUAUAACAGUAUGUUUAAUCAAUGGGAAGCAAUGGCACCAAUGCCCACAGCAGUGCUGCAUCCAGCUGUGGCAGCAAGUGAUCAGAGGAUCUAUGUUUUCGGAGGGGAGGACGCCAUGCAGAAUCCAGUCAGGCUUAUUCAGGUGUACCACAUCUCACGCAACUUGUGGUCCAGGCUAGAGACUAGGACAGUGAAAAACGUUUGUGCUCCCGCUGCUGUCAUUGAAGACAAGAUCUACAUUGUAGGAGGAUACACCAGGCGAAUGAUCGCCUACGACACCAAGGCCAACAAAUUUGUCAAGUGUGAGAACCUAAAGGAGCGGCGGAUGCAUCACAGCGCUACAGUGAUCAACAGCAAGCUCUAUGUCACCGGUGGACGCAUCCUCAAUGGUCACGAUGUCAUCGAGGACUCAGAUUGCUUCGAAUGUUAUGACCCAAAGACAGAUGUUUGGACCUCGAAAGGUUCUUUGCCAUACAAGCUAUUUGACCACGGCUCCUUGCCAUUGGUCUGUGUUUCCAAUAGACCCAACCCACCAUGACCCACCAUCCAACCAGCCUCUUGGGCGAACUCUUUACUACAUGUUCUUCAUCUCCCCUUUGCCAUGAUUUAUUGGCCUCUAAUCUAAUUACACAAAUGUGAAACCAUUUUGAACUGCCUGCAUUCCUUCACGCAGCUCAGUCUCUGCCACAACUUAGCGGCAUGUUAGGCCAGGCUGACUUUCAUCCCAAUCAAAGGAGAGCUCAGCUGACAAGCAGAGGUGUUAUGUCUAAAGCAUCUCUGGGGUGGAAGUGAACUGAGAACCCAAGAGAUGACGAGAGGCAGGAAAACACUUACACAACAAGCAGCUGUUCAGACACAUAUGUAAUCGAAAAAGCUCUUUCGCUCUUUCCGUAGAUGGCUGCACUUGCUUGAUGGUACCCAAAAGUGUUAAUGCUUUAAUUUCCUAGACAUUUAUACACUGCACAUUAUUGCCUGGCAGCUGUAGCUGAUUUCCCUCUAACAGUUAAAUACAUAGGAAAUUAUGUAUCUAUCUGCUUUUUUGUCUGAGCUCUGCUUUCUGGUGGAACUGAAAAUGACAGAGCAGAGAGCAAAUUUGCACUUUUUAGAGAAUACAUUCCUCCUUGGCCUACAUGUUUCUAUCGGUGUGCACUUCCUAAUGAGAAGAAUUGUGACAGAACGUGCAAAGUCCAGUCGUCUAUCAAGUGCUGAUGAAAAGCACAAUUUUACUUAACAGAAAAGAUCUGGGCCAACUUUAAUCUAGUUUGGUUGGAUUAAUUCAUGACUUUAUGAACAUUUUUUUGCAAUUCCCCAUAAAGCAUGUUCUGUAUUGAUUCAUGAAUAUUUAUAUGUGCAACAUGCUGUAUAUAGUGUAUUUAACUUAAUAAAAAGAUGUGAUGGUUUAGAUAAGUACAAUUGCCGAAAACACAAAGAUCUGAGUGGGUUAGGUGGUAUUUUACUUUUAAUUUCACAAUAUACAAUACCUAGAUAAACAAAAUGGCUUCACAGGCAGCUAUGUUGAUGUAAAGACAUGUGACAAUGAUGCCUUUGAGGGAAAGUGCUUGGUAGGGAUGUAGUGACCUAGUAAGAGCAACAGUGACUGGAAAUAGUGACAUGGGGAUGUUCAGGGUUUGCAGCCUACUGCUGGGUAUGUAUACAUGUAAUCUGCAUCAAAGAAAGAUGUCAGAGAACGUGGAGCCUGUUUUGCCACCACUGCAGUUGCUUCUCUCUCAGCUCUGUCACACUCUUGAUCUUUUAUGAACAUAGAGACACUAUUGUUCUCUAGUUCUAGUUAAUUUCUAUGGAAACCCUGUUAUCACCCCACUGGAUCAUCCGUGCCGUGCAUCCCUGUGAAUAUUUCUAUUUAAGUGGUUCAUGUAAGCGUGAUGUAAAAUGUCUCAGCUGCUACAAUUUCUCAUCUCACAUUUUUUUCUUGAAAUUAUUUUAAUUCCUACUGUACAAUAUUCUUAGACUGGAUAUUGAUUUCCCCAUUUCUGACUUUGUUUAUAAAGGAACGUUGUUAUUUAUGUAUAGCUCUGUCACUGUUAAUGAUGUUUACCUUUGCACAUGAGAACAAAUACAGAAUCUGUUUGGG